Camponotus floridanus (Florida carpenter ant) is the source of this 4140-nucleotide messenger RNA. Its product is annotated as TBC1 domain family member 25. Gene Ontology annotation, biological process: activation of GTPase activity; regulation of autophagosome maturation. Lineage: Eukaryota; Metazoa; Arthropoda; Insecta; Hymenoptera; Formicidae. Gene Ontology annotation, cellular component: autophagosome. The record is from RefSeq and is a predicted model, not a curated record. The transcript is spliced from 10 exons. Gene Ontology annotation, molecular function: GTPase activator activity. Bases 604 to 3276 code for a protein of 890 amino acids.
CGGGGCGAUGAAGGUCGACAUCUCGUUCCUGUGGCAGACGCAAAAAUCGAACAGUGUGCGCUCGGCGAGCGCGCGACUGACGUUUGUAACGUUGUAACGGAUCUGUCACGGCAUUACGUCGACGACGACGACGACGACGUCGACGUCGGGCAGUAAAUAACGGCCCCCGCGGACUGUCCGGAGGCCCGAGCUUUGGCGGCAAAUUGUCCUGAUCUUCCCCGCGACCGGAGAUUCCACCGAUCAUCGUCGAGGUCGUGCCUCCCGCACUGCACCGAUCGUCUACUCCCGCCAGACACACAUGAUUACCGUGAAAACGUGUAAUUAAAAGGCGAGUUAGAAAGCGAGCACACGAGCAUGACCAGUUGUGAAGAAGAGUGUAUUUUAUUACACUCUGGUGUGGGCACCGUGGAUUGAAUAUACACAGCCUGUCGCAUUUAGUUGGUUUCGCUGCUACGAUAGUUUUACUCAAAUUUGAUGAAACAUACAUGAAUUAUGAACAUAUAGAAGAAAUUGAAAAUUGCAAUAUGCAAGACUCAUGAUGGCUGAAGAUCUAUUGUGAAAUAUCACAUUUAUUUGGAAAAGAAAAAAAUAUACAGUGACAACAUGUUUGGUUGUUCCAGAGAGGCUGUGCGCGUCAAAGUGAAGAAGUGUGAAACCAGACACCAACCUGAAUACCGGAAAUUUAGUGUAGAUCCUCAAAUAACAUCAAUAGAAGUAUUACAGAGUAUUCUCAUCAAAGCUUUUGACAUAAAAGGGGAAUUUACCGUUUCGUAUCGAGCGAUCGAUGACUAUGGCUCUGAAACAUACCUGUUCUUACUUUCGGACUGGGACUUGGACGCAGCGUUUAUCAGCGCGUCUGAGCCAUACCUCUACUUACAAGUAAAUCUAAAACCUUUUGGUGAAACUGGAGACUGCGAGUGUUACUGGGAGCAAAAUGUACAAGAAGUUUCGACACGUCAGCAGGAAACUGGGUUUCCUUACAAAACGCCAAAACUGCCUGGUCUUAUCAUGAAUAAGUUGUUUGGUGUAUCCUAUCUCCCGUUUAAUUUUUCGUCACAGAUGGAAAGAACGCUAAAUAUGGUGCAACGUGCAUUGGGUAACUUGGGCGAGGAAUCGUCUCAUCAGCAAAAUGUUCAUCCUCCUCGACCGCCGUUAACAGACGCCGAGUUUCGCCGAUUUUUGGAUCCAAUCGGCCAAGUGGUGCACUCCAAGGAUUUGAGGGCUGUUAUCUAUUUUGGCGGAAUCGAACCCAGCCUGCGUAAAGUGGUCUGGAAACAUAUUCUGAAUGUGUAUCCGGAAGGGAUGUCGGGUCGCGAGCGGAUGGAUUACAUGAAGCGAAAGGCGCAGGAAUAUCAGAAUUUACGCGAACGGUGGCGCGUGCUGGUGCAAAAGGGUCAGAACGUCGGCGAUCUCGGCUACGUUACCGGUAUGGUAAGGAAGGACGUCCUCAGAACGGAUAGGCAUCACAAAUUUUACGGCGGCUCAGACGACAAUCAGAACACGGCGAGUCUUUUCAACAUUUUGACAACGUACGCUUUAAAUCACCCGAGUGUAAGUUACUGCCAGGGCAUGAGCGACUUGGCCUCGCCCCUUCUCGUCACGAUGCGAGACGAAGCUCAAGCCUAUAUUUGCCUCUGCGCUCUAAUGAGAAGAUUGAAGGAUAAUUUUAUGCUCGACGGUAUCGCUAUGACCAUCAAAUUUGCUCAUCUUGCAGAAGGUCUUCAGCACUACGACCCCGACUUUUAUGCGUACUUAAAGUCCCAUCAAGCGGACGAUCUACUAUUUUGCUACCGUUGGCUGUUGUUGGAAAUGAAGCGUGAGUUCGCACUGGAUGAUGCGCUUAGAAUGCUCGAGGUUCUGUGGGCUGCUUUGCCGGCAUCACCGCCAACCGGCGAGCUGAGUCUUGCCGAGGUGCCUUUUCCGCCACCGUCACCGCCGCCGAGUCCAAACGUGAAGCACAUCCGUGAGAACGCGUAUACUAAGGUCUGCGCUAUCAGACGACAAAGUUCCUCGGCCAGUAUCGCCGCUAGCAUAAAACGGAAAACCCUCAGCAUGGAGGACUCGACUCAACAAUCAGCUACCGAGAUUAAUGGAGAAACGAAAAGAUCCAACUCGCCGUACGAAGCGUUUUCUGACUCGGAAAACGAUUUCACGAGUACAAAAAACAAGAAGAAUACAGAGUCGACGGAAAAGUGCCUAAGUACAGAUUCUAUUCCAGUUAAAUCGAAACGUUCGAAUCUUCUCGAAUUGAAAGACAGGUUGUCUUCUAACAAAGAAAUUAAAAACAGUGAGCAAAGCGAUAAUUCUGAGAAGAAAUGUGCGCGAGUGGUAAAAAAUCUGAACGAAUUCUUGAAUUUCACUAGCCUUAAUCGUAGCAAAGUUACGCCAAGCGAUGCCGAGCCUGAACUCAGACGUGUCUCGAGCGAAAGCGGCGUCAUCAGAGUGUUGAGGGACGAACCAAGCUCGCCGGACGAUUCCACGGAUUUUUUUCCGAUGACUACGUCGAUGACCAGAGAAUUAAGACUGGAAUUGGAAUCGUUGGAUCGACAAGUGUUUGGACUUUCGCCGCCUAGCGAGCUACAGUGCGAUUGUGUACUCUCGAAAAGAGAAAGUGACUUACCGGAGAGCGAAACCGAAACGGAAUUGGCGAGAUGCAGUCCAGCGGCGGAUGUCUUCGUAUGGGAGAAUCCGUUACACACAUUACAACAAAAGCAUCAUCCUACGACUCCAGACGAGCAGGCGGAAUUGGAGUACGACGGUGAAAUUUUGGAAGAUCAGAACGGUGUAAAAUCCGUUACGCCGAUCAGAUUGCUCAAAUGUACCACCAGGUCCGAGUCGGCUUCAGACAGCGAAGGAACCGAGAGUUGGCAUCAAAAUCCGCCUGUAUCGGAGAGUCCGACAAAGCAGCAGCAGCAACAGUCUAUUCAAGAGCAAUGCGAGGAAGUGACUGAACUGACCAAUCUCAUACCUGCGGGAACGAGCGAGGAUCAGCUGGGUGAAAACUCCUUGCCCCCUCCGCACGAAUUCGGCGGCGGCAACCCCUUUUUGAUGUUCCUAUGUAUCACCCUUCUGCUGCAGCACCGAGACUUUGUUAUGCGCAAUCAGAUGGAUUACAACGAGAUGGCGAUGCACUUUGACAAGAUGAUUCGCCGUCACAAUGUGAUCCGUGUGCUUAAUCAGGCGAGACAACUAUUCGCCGGCUAUCUUAGAAGACAUUCAGCCUCGUCCUCGGCCGGCUCGAUUUCUACUGGCAAGCCGGACUGUGUAAAUGUAUAACUCUUUCCAAAAUUUUUUCUCUCAAAAAAUUAUUAAGUCACAAUCACAGGCGACCUGAAAUUUAAGAAUUAUUUCAGUCGAUACAUUGGAUUACAUAUCACGAAAAUUAUGUCAUCGAUUAACAUUCCGAGGAAUUAAGAGAACUCGAAUUUGUUCUAUUACGAUGCUCUUCCGCUCGUGACAUUUGCGAGAUGUUCGCUGUGAAUUUACAGUCGCAUUGCAUAAGCAAUAUCUCUGAUUAAUCAUUCUUUUCUCUACCUUCCUUUUUUCAAUAUAUAUAUUAAAUUAUUAAGUAAAAAUUAUAUAAAUUGAAAAUAAAUCCAAAUUCAAACAACGAAUAAAUGACCAAUACGUAACACGAAAGCAAUAAAGUGUAAUGUAUCUACGUUGCAUAAGAAUCUUGAAAGAAGUAUUGUUUUUCAUAAGUGUAUAAUUUUUCCAAAACCGAGAAAAGAGAGAAUUGAUCAGAGAUAAAGCUCCAGCCCGUACUACUGUUUUACAGCAUCUGCAAGACUUUUCUCAUAUUUCGCAUAAAAGAAUAGAAAAGGAUGGACUAGGAUUCUAUUCGGGAAGCUCUCAAGAGACAACGAUUGGAAGUGUUUUAGUUAUCCCACAAAUGGCACGCGUAGUUACCAUUCUAUCGUAACAUUAUUGCACAAUAUCAUGCAUACGCGUCAACAAACUCUCUUUCUCUGUAUCUUAUAGAAUUAAGUCCUUAGCUUAACGUGCUCAAGAGUGAUCGCGUCUCUUCGAAUACGUUAAAUAUGUAAAAUACAUCUAUAUUCUAUCCUAACAAAGCUGAAUCUUACUUUGUUCUUAAACAGUAUAUGCUUGGAAAACGACAAUAAAAUGCAUUUAAUUUUA